This is a messenger RNA of Fusarium graminearum PH-1, 1686 nucleotides long. Its product is annotated as tubulin beta chain. The transcript has 7 exons. Gene Ontology annotation, cellular component: cytoplasm; microtubule. The coding region runs from base 163 to 1506 and encodes 447 amino acids. Lineage: Eukaryota; Fungi; Ascomycota; Sordariomycetes; Hypocreales; Nectriaceae. Gene Ontology annotation, molecular function: structural constituent of cytoskeleton; GTP binding; GTPase activity. Gene Ontology annotation, biological process: microtubule cytoskeleton organization; mitotic cell cycle. The record is from RefSeq and is a predicted model, not a curated record.
CUCCUUCAUUUUACUUUUAGGCACCAUUUUACGUGUGUUUUAAAGGAGACUUUUCUUUCUCUUGCCUCGACCUUCAGUGAAACGACCAGACCCAAAGACACCUCACGUACAAACACAAACGCACACACACACACAACACAUUAAUCAACUAAAUCUGUCAAGAUGCGUGAGAUUGUCCACGUCCAGGUCGGCCAAUGUGGCAACCAAGUCGGUUCCAGCUUCUGGUCCACCGUCUCCAAGGAGCACGGUAUUGAUGGCAGCGGCGCAUACCACGGAACUUCAGACCAGCAGCGUGAGCGCAUCAACGUCUACUUUGCUGAGGGCGGCAACGACAAGUACGUCCCCCGUGCUGUUCUGGUCGAUCUUGAGUCCGGCCCCCAGGAUGCCAUCCGCGCCGGCCCUCUAGGCCAGCUGUUCCGCCCCGACAACUUCGUCGCCGGUGAGGCCAGUGCCGGAAACAACUGGGCCAAGGGUCAUUACACCGAGGGUGCCGAGCUCGUUGAGGAGGCCAUCGAUGUUGUUCGUCGCGAGGUUGAGAACUGUGACCACCUUCAGGGUUUCCAGCUGACGCACUCUCUCGGCGGUGGUACCGGUUCCGGUAUGGGAACGCUUCUUCUGUCCAAGAUCCGCGAGGAGUUCCCCGAUCGCAUGAUGGCCACCUUUUCCGUUAUGCCCUCGCCCAAGGUUUCCGACACCGUUGUUGAACCUUACAACGCCACUUUGUCUCUGAACCAGCUCGUCGAGAACUCUGACGAGACCUUCUGUAUCGAUAACGAGGCUCUGUACGAUAUCUACGAGAGGACCCUCAAGAUCGCCGAUCCUUCGUACGCCGAUCUCAACUACCUGAUUUCCACCGUCAUGGCCGGUGUGACGACAUGUUUCCGAUUCCCCGGACAGCUCAACUCGGAUCUGCGAAAGCUCGCUGUUAACAUGAUUCCGUUCCCCCGACUUCACUUCUUCAUGGUCGGAUUUGCCCCUCUGACUGGUCGCAACAUGAAGACUUUCCAGCACGUUACCGUCCCCGGCCUUGCUCAGCAGAUUUUCGACAACAAGAACAUCAUGGCCGCUGCCGAUUUCCGCAACGGACGAUACCUCGCUUGUUCCGCCAUCUUCCGCGGACGUCUCUCAACAAAGGAGAUCGAGGACCAGAUGCUCAAGGUUCAGACCAAGAACUCCGAGUACUUUGUCGACUGGAUCCCCAACAACGUCCAAACUUCCGUCUGUUCCGUGCCUCCCCGCGGUCUCGACAUGUCCGCCACUUUCGUUGGCAACUCCACCGCCGUCCAGGAGAUCUUCAAGCGUGUCGACGACCAGUUCUCAGCCAUGUUCCGACGCAAGGCUUUCUUGCAUUGGUACACAAGCGAGGGUAUGGACGAGAUGGAAUUCACCGAGGCCCAGUCCAACUUGCACGACUUGGUUUCCGAGUACCAGCAAUACCAAGACGCCGACAUCGACGACGAGGCUGAGGAGUACGAGGAGGGUGAGCCCGAGGAGUACGAGGGUUGAAUAUUGGUUGGGAACGUUGGUUAACAUCAUGACUAUUUGGUUUAUAUCCUCACUACUACCCUCAAAAUGUUUCUCAUCCCCUUCUUCGUUAUACACACAUUUAAAACAGAAAUUGGUUCACCAGGCCUGACUAAAUUGGCCAUAUUAAUAACAGGCGUGUUUUUAAGCACGAUUUCUAAA